ACCCUUCUGGUCCUGUAACCCUUCGUCCAUAGGCACGAGAACUUAAAGAGCAAGAGGAAGUGAAAGGAAAAUUAGGGCAAGGAAACAGAUAAAAGAAAUCACCCAUGAGGAAGAAUCAGCAGAAAACUCCAGGCAACAUGAAGACCCAGUCCAGAACAACCCCGCCAAGGGACCAUGAGAUGUGAAAUCCGGCAGCUAUACGGUGUUACAAGUAGUGGAAGCCCUUGGGUCGUCUCUAGAGAAUCCAGAGCCCCGAACUCGGGCACGAGGAAUCCAGCUUUUGUCACAGGUGCUACUCCAGUGUCACUCCUUGCUCCUGGAAAAGGAAGUGAUACACCUGAUCCUGUUCUAUGAGAACCGGCUGAAGGACCAUCAUCUUGUGAUCCCAUCUGUUCUGCAGGGUUUGAGGGCCCUUAGCCUGUGUGUGGCCCUGCCCCCAGGGCUGGCUGUUUCUGUGCUUAAAGCCGUCUUCCAGGAGGUACACGUACAGUCCCUGCCACAGGUGGACCGACACACAGUCUACAGUAUCAUCACCAAUUUCAUGCGAACCCGGGAAGAAGAGCUGAAGGGCCUAGGAGCUGACUUCACCUUUGGCUUCAUCCAGGUGAUGGAUGGGGAAAAGGAUCCCCGUAAUCUUCUGGUGGCCUUCCAGAUCGUCCAUGACCUCAUUUCUAGGGACUAUAGCCUGGGACCCUUUGUGGAAGAGUUAUUUGAAGUGACAUCCUGUUAUUUCCCUAUUGAUUUUACUCCCCCACCUAAUGAUCCCCAUGGUAUCCAAAGAGAAGAUCUCAUUCUAAGUCUUCGAGCUGUGCUGGCUUCUACACCACGAUUUGCAGAGUUCUUGCUGCCCCUGUUGAUUGAAAAGGUGGAUUCUGAGAUUCUGAGUGCCAAGUUGGAUUCUCUGCAGACUCUGAAUGCUUGCUGUUCUGGGUAUGGCCAGAAGGAACUGAAGGACUUCCUCCCCAGUCUUUGGUCUUCUAUUCGCAGAGAGGUGUUCCAGACGGCAAGUGAGCGGGUGGAGACAGAGGGCCUGGCAGCCCUCCACUCCCUGACUGCGUGUUUGUCUCGCUCUGUGCUGAGAGCUGAUGCUGAGGACCUCCUUGACUCCUUCCUUAGCAGCAUCCUACAGGACUGCAGGCACCAUGUGUGUGAACCAGACAUGAAACUCGUGUGGCCUAGUGCCAAACUGUUGCAAGCAGCUGCAGGUGCAUCUGCCCGGGCCUUUGACCACAUCACUAGCAACAUAUUGCCUUUACUGCUGGAACAGUUCCACAAGCACAGUCAGAGCAACCAGCGGCGGACAAUCCUUGAAAUGAUCCUAGGUUUCUUAAAGCUGCAGCAGAAAUGGAGCUAUGAAGACAAAGAUCAAAGGCCUCUGAGUGGCUUCAAGGACCAGCUGUGCUCACUAGUAUUCAUGGCCCUAAUAGACCCCAGCACCCAACUUCAGCUUGUUGGCAUCCGUACGCUCACAGUUUUGGGUGCACAACCAGAUCUCCUAUCUUCUGGCGACUUGGAACUGGCUGUGGGUCACCUAUACAGAUUGAGCUUCGUGGAGGAGGAUUCCCAGAGUUGCAGGAUGGCAGCACUGGAAGCAGCAGGAGCCUUGGCCACUCUCUACCCUGUGGCCUUUAGCAGCCACCUAGUACCCAAGCUUGCUGAGGAGCUACGCAUAGAGGAAUCAGAUUUGACUAGAGAAGAUGGGCCCACCAAAUGCUCCCGGCAUCUGCACUGUAUGCAAGCCUUGUCAGCUGUAUCAACACAUCCCAGCAUUGUUAAGGAGACACUGCCUCUGCUGCUGCAGCAUCUCUGGCAGGUGAACAAAGGGAAUAUGGUUGCACAGUCCAGUGAAGUUAUUGCUGUUUGUCAAAGUCUCCAACAAGUGGCAGAAAAAUGUCAGCAGGACCCAGAAAGUUGCUGGUAUUUCCACCAGACAGCCAUACCUUGUCUGCUUGCCUUGGCUGUGCAGGCUUCCAUGCCAGGGAAGGAGCCCUUGGUUCUAAGGAAAGUGCUGCUGGAGGAUGAGGUCUUGGCUGCCAUGGUGUCCGUCAUUGGUACUGCCUCCACUCACCUAAGCCCUGAGUUGGCUGCCCAGAGUGUUGCCCACAUUGUGCCCCUCUUCUUGGAUGGCAACGUCUCCUUUCUGCCUGAAAACAGCUUCCCAAGCAGAUUCCAGCCAUUCCAGAAUGGCCCCUUGGGACAGAGGCGGCUGGUCACACUGCUUAUGGCCUUUGUCUGCUCCCUGCCUCGAAAUGUGGAAAUCCCUCAGCUGAAUCAACUCAUGCGAGAACUUUUAGAGCUGAGCUGCUGCCAUAGCUGUUCCUUCUCCUCCACCGCUGCUGCCAAGUGCUUUGCAGGACUCCUCAACAAGCACCCUGCAGGACAGCAGCUUGAUGAAUUCCUACAGCUGGCUGUGGACAAGGUGGAAGCUGGCCUGGGCUCUGGGCCUUACCGUAGUCAGGCCUUCACAUUGCUUCUCUGGGUAACAAAGGCCUUAGUGCUUAGAUAUCAUCCUCUCAGCUCCUGCCUGACAGCCCAGCUCAUGGGCCUCCUGAGUGAUCCAGAACUAGGCCCAGCAGCUGCUGAUGGCUUCUCUCUGCUCAUGUCUGACUGCACUGAUGUGUUGACUCGUGCUGGCCAUGCUGAAGUGCGGAUCAUGUUCCGCCAAAGAUUCUUCACAGAUAACGUGCCUGCUUUGGUCAAGGGCUUCCAUGCUGCUCCCCAAGAUGUGAAGCCAAACUACCUGAAGGGUCUCUCUCAUGUACUUAACAGGCUGCCUAAGCCUGUGCUCUUGCCAGAGCUGCCCACGCUGCUUUCCUUGCUGUUGGAGGCUCUAUCCUGCCCUGACUGUGUGGUACAGCUGUCCACCCUGAGCUGCCUUCAGCCUCUUCUACUGGAAGCACCCCAAGUCAUGAGUCUUCAUGUUGACACCCUUGUCACCAAGUUUCUGAACCUCAGCUCUAGCCCUUCCAUGGCUGUCCGGAUUGCUGCACUGCAGUGUAUGCAUGCUCUCACUCACCUGCCCACCCCUGUGCUGCUCCCGUACAAACCACAGGUGAUCCGGGCCUUAGCCAAACCCCUGGAUGACAAGAAGAGACUGGUACGCAAGGAAGCAGUGUCAGCCAGGGGAGAAUGGUUUCUGCUGGGGAGCCCUGGUAGCUGAGCCCCCUUGGUCCUGGCCUCGACUGUUCUAACAGACAAUCUUACCUGGAAUUAUUAUCGAGCCAUUUUACCCAUGGCAGGGAGACUAUUGGCUUCUGACUGCCUCUCCCACAGACAGCACAAGUGCUAGGCCUCUGUCAUGUGGCUGUAUGAGAAACAUGGGAGUUCUAAUUUCUCAUGAAUUAUGAGACUACUUAUGUUUGAAGAGAGAUUAAGGGCAUGGGGGCUCUUCCAUUUGUAUGUCAGAGGAAGGGAGAUAUGCUGCUGAGGGCUGAAUGCAGAUGAGUGUGGCCCUGAGGUCAAGGAUGGCAGAUAUGUGUGUACCUGCUGAAAAAUAAAGAUUUCUUUUAGUAA
Messenger RNA from Nycticebus coucang (slow loris), 3513 nucleotides. RefSeq names its product MMS19 homolog, cytosolic iron-sulfur assembly component (gene MMS19). The coding region runs from base 542 to 3160 and encodes 872 amino acids. Gene Ontology annotation, cellular component: cytosolic [4Fe-4S] assembly targeting complex; MMXD complex. Gene Ontology annotation, biological process: iron-sulfur cluster assembly. The record is from RefSeq and is a predicted model, not a curated record. Lineage: Eukaryota; Metazoa; Chordata; Mammalia; Primates; Lorisidae. The transcript is spliced from 31 exons.